AUGGGCCAUCUUGUUCAAUCAGUUAUUCAGUUUGUUAGUUUUGAGGAAGAAGUCGGAAAGUGUGGUCCUUACAAGAUCAAUGCUUUUCAUGUACACGAUGAGAUUCUGGAGAUCAAUGGACAUUCUCUGGAGGGCGUAUCCACUGAAAACAUCCAGCGCUAUUUGAUGUUCGUUCGAGCCAUGUUCGACUACAAUCCCUAUGAAGACGACGAGCUUCCCUUUAGAGACAUUGGACAAGCAUUUGAGAUGGGUGAUAUUCUGGAAUUGGUGGACUGUUCUGAUUUUACAUGGUGGCAGGUAAUUGCUCCGAAUCUGAACUAG
Messenger RNA from Dibothriocephalus latus, 321 nucleotides. The record is from the annotation of a GenBank genome assembly. NCBI's taxonomy places the organism in Eukaryota, Metazoa, Platyhelminthes, Cestoda, Diphyllobothriidea, Diphyllobothriidae.